AUGUAUCGCGCGACAGCCUUACAGUGUAGGGGCGUUAAAACUUCUAAACUUUUGAGGACAAUGGAUGCCACAUUAUUGGUGUGCAAGGGGCUCACCACAUCCACAGGAGCGCAACGCAAGCCUUCCUGUGUAACACCGGUGGGUGUUUUAACCACACAAAGACCGUCAGGGCUUUAUUCAGGCCCCCUUUUCCAGUGCUUUUACGCCUGUGCGCCGAUUUCCCCCGGUGAUAGGUGCACGCUGUGCACACCACGACGUACGUUCAUGGCUAACUUGUUUCGCCGCUCAUCCCCCAAGGUGAAGGUAGAUGACUUGGUUUACGAUACCGAAUCCACUCGCUACCGAGGCACCAUUUUUGGCCUCCCAGCCGACAUUGUGGUCUUCAACUUCAAAAUAUUUGCCUGCAUCGUAACGAUUUUUUCCAUGAUAUACAUUUUUUUAAAAGGGAUCCGUUUAUUUUCUCAUUUUAGCUCGCAGACGGUCGCACGCAUGGGUUUUGUGAGUGGUUUUGGGUGUUGCAUAGUUGCCUAUACCGCAAUUUUCCAGGUUAUACGACGCUUACGGAUCAACACCAACGCGGUCUACAACCACUCUAUCGCGCUCGUGAUGAAGAAUCCGAGGGUGCAGGAAUUGCUUGGACAAAACCCGCGCGCUGGAACCUUCAAAGCCUACGGCACUAUGGGAGGCCUCAAGUUGCCACUGCUGCGACGGAUUCGCAGCGGGUCGUAUGAAUUUUCCGACCUCCUAGGUCUUAAGCCCCGUCGUCUCCAGAUGGUUUUUGUCCUCAAAGCCCCUUCUGAGGGACGCGAAGCUGUAAUCUACUGCGAUGUUCACAAGGAAUCAAAGGGUUUUAUGAUGUCUGAGAAUGUGUACAAAUCACUUGCCGUCACUCUGAUUGAAACUUCAACAAAGGAGCGAGAAACGGUUAUGGUGAUUGGUAACCUUGCAGAUGUUCCGUUUAUUUUAUAA
Molecule: messenger RNA, 969 nt
Organism: Phytomonas sp. Hart1
Lineage: Eukaryota; Euglenozoa; Kinetoplastea; Trypanosomatida; Trypanosomatidae
Source: the annotation of a GenBank genome assembly